AUGAAUUCAUCGAUAUUAUCUAAUUAUGAUAUUUGUAAAUCAUCAUCACAACACAAUAGAAUAAAUAACUCUUUUGAACAAAUGUCUAAUAAACGUUUAGAUGGAACAAUAUCAAUAUUAAAUAAAUAUGAUCCAAAUAAGAUCAAUCAAACCUUAUCUAAUAUUUUAUUUGUAACUACAGAUAACUUGAAACAAAUAGAUAAUUCAAUUCAGUCUCAACAUUCUACUGAUAUCAACUUAACAAAUAAUAAAGAUAUUUUAUUUAGCAAAAAUAAUCUUUCUAAUAACAAUUUAAAAACUAAUAAACAAAUUUUUAUCGAUCUUCAGCAAAGUAUUCAUACUGUUCCAUCAACUCCAUCAUGUACAUGCUCAAUUGAUGAAAAUUCUAAUCCAUCCAAGAAUGAUUUAUCAGAAUUUAAUAAAAUUUAA
This is a messenger RNA of Rotaria sp. Silwood2, 429 nucleotides long. The record is from the annotation of a GenBank genome assembly. NCBI's taxonomy places the organism in Eukaryota, Metazoa, Rotifera, Eurotatoria, Philodinida, Philodinidae.